Dipodomys spectabilis (banner-tailed kangaroo rat) is the source of this 3285-nucleotide messenger RNA. RefSeq names its product intracisternal A particle-promoted polypeptide (gene Ipp). Lineage: Eukaryota; Metazoa; Chordata; Mammalia; Rodentia; Heteromyidae. The transcript has 9 exons. The coding region runs from base 139 to 1893 and encodes 584 amino acids. The record is from RefSeq and is a predicted model, not a curated record. Gene Ontology annotation, molecular function: actin binding.
UUAAUAAUAUCUUCAGGUCGCUUUUCUAUGUAGAGACAAAUACAGUUUGUGUUUAUGUGCCGGUUAUGGUAUGUUGACAAUAUGUAAGAGGCAGAGGAGCAAAUGGGCAACAGUCCUUUUAAUUAAUGUGUAAUCAUCAUGGCUAAUGAGGGCUGUCUCAAGGCUGGUGAAAAUCCAUUUUCUUCUGAUAAACAUGCCCAAUUCAUCUUAGCCCAGAUCAAUAAAAUGAGAAAUGAACAGCAUUUCUGUGAUGUGCAGCUGCAAGUUGGGAAGGAAACUUUUUGUGUCCAUCGGCUGGUUUUGGCUGCCAGUAGUCCAUAUUUUGCAGCUUUGUUCAGUGGAGGAAUGAAAGAAUCCUCAAAAGAUGUUGUACAGAUUCUAGGAAUUGAAGCUGGAAUCUUUCAACUACUUCUGGAUUUCAUUUAUACAGGUCUAGUGAACAUAGCUGCAAAUAAUGUUCAAGAAUUGAUUGUUGCAGCAGACAUGCUACAGUUGACUGAAGUUGUUAAUCUUUGCUGUGAAUUUCUAAAAGGACAAAUUGAUCCACUGAACUGCAUUGGGAUUUUCCAGUUUUCUGAGCAAAUUGCCUGCCAUGACCUUCUGGAAUUCACAGAAAACUAUAUUCAUGUUCAUUUCUUGGAGGUUCAUAGUGGGGAAGAGUUCCUGGCACUUACAAAAGAUCAGCUGAUCAAAAUUUUACGAAGUGAAGAGCUUAGCAUUGAGGAUGAAUAUCAGGUCUUCUUAGCUGCAAUGCAAUGGAUUUUGAAAGAUCUGGGGAAGAGACGAAAACAUGUGGUAGAAGUGCUAGACCCAAUUCGGUUCCCUUUAUUACCACCUCAGAGGCUUAUAAAGUAUAUAGAAGGAGUAUCUGACUUUAAUCUUCGUGUUGCAUUGCAAACACUUUUGAAGGAGUACUGUGAGGUAUGCAAAUCUCCCAAAGAGAAUAAAUUCUGUAGUUUUCUGCAGACAUCUAAGGUUCGACCACGGAAGAAAGCAAGAAAGUACCUAUAUGCUGUAGGUGGAUACACACGGUUGCAGGGGGGUCGUUGGAGUGAUAGCAGAGCCCUCAGCUGUGUAGAACGUUUUGAUACCUUUAGCCAGUACUGGACCACUGUGUCUUCACUUCAUCAGGCUCGAUGUGGACUGGGAGUAGCAGUUCUGGGAGGGAUGGUCUAUGCUAUUGGAGGUGAAAAAGAUUCAAUGAUUUUUGACUGUACUGAAUGCUAUGAUCCAGUUACAAAGCAGUGGACAACUGUAGCUUCAAUGAAUCAACCCCGCUGUGGUUUGGGAGUAUGUGUGUCUUAUGGAGCUAUCUAUGCUUUGGGUGGAUGGGUUGGAGCUGAGAUAGGGAAUACUAUUGAACGUUUUGAUCCUGAUGAAAAUAAAUGGGAAUUGGUUGGCAACAUGGCUGUGUCACGCUACUACUUUGGUUGUUGUGAAAUGCAAGGUUUAAUUUAUGUAAUUGGGGGACUCAGCAAUGAAGGAAUAGAGCUUCGUUCUUGUGAAGUUUAUGAUCCACUUUCUAAGCGAUGGUCUCCACUUCCUCCAAUGGGAACCCGGAGAGCAUAUCUUGGGGUGGCAGCACUCAAUGACUGCAUCUAUUCUAUUGGUGGAUGGAAUGAAACACAAGAUGCUCUUCAUACUGUAGAAAAGUAUUCCUUUGAAGAGGAAAAGUGGGUUGAAGUUGCCUCAAUGAAAGUGCCUAGAGCAGGCAUGUGUGUUGUGGCAGUCAAUGGUCUUCUGUAUGUUUCUGGAGGCCGAUCUUCCAGCCAUGAUUUUUUGGCCCCUGUUACCUUGGACUCAGUUGAAGUAUAUAACCCCCACUCAGAUACAUGGACUGAAAUUGGUAAUAUGAUCACUAGUCGUUGUGAAGGGGGUGUUGCUGUACUAUAAAACAUAAAUCAUAAGAACACAGGAACAUUUUGAAAAUGUAGGAUCUGAUCUUGUACAAAUGAAACUUAUAUUUAGUGAUAAGACCCUCUGAUUUUAUGGAAUUUCCAUACAUUUAGAUAAUGAUUUUUCUAAACAUUUGGGUAAGAAUGGAUAUUAAAUUAAUGAGAAGCUCAUAUAAAUUUUCCCAGCUUACCAAUAAUAGAAAUGCUGUUUAUGCUCUAGAACUAUCCAGUUAGACAUACAGUCCUAAUUAUAAAAAUUAUAUCCUAGAAACCUUUCUAGGAUAUAUUAGCUUUUAAGGCAAUAGCUUCUUAGGUUGUCUCACCAUUGCAAAUUCAAUUUAUAACCUGUAUAUGAUACAGUAAUAAUAUCCAUGAGACAGCUUGUUUUUUAUUGAGGUCAUGAUAACUUUUUGCCUAGUCUAGCCUCAAACCAUGAUCAUCUUCUUCCUCCAUCUUUGCCACCUACUUAGCUGUGAUUAUAGGCAGGAGCCACCAUGCCUGGCUUAAAAGACAGUUUAGAAAUCUAUGUAUAUCCUUGAUUUAAUCCAGAGAACAGUUUUCUUUAAACAGGGUUGGGGAUCCUUUUUUUUGCCAAGGGCCAUUUGGAUAUUUGUAAUAUCAUAGGCUAUACCAAAUUAUCAAUAUAGGUAGAUGUGCCUCAGGCAACCAACAUAAAACAUUUCAUGUCUGUCCUAUCUUGAACCAAAUGAAUGUUCUCAAUCCCUAGAACCUGAAGCCACCACUGCCUGGCUAGUUGGAGGUUUUUUGUGAGUGUCUUUGAUUUAAAUAGGAUAUUGUAAUGGGGGAUAUAUGCAUACCUAGAAAUGUCUUCAUUUUGUAGAUAGUUCCCAAAAUUAUGUUUGGCUUUAUGAAGAGAGACUUUUAUUAGAUUAUUAAACUUUGUGAAAUUUAUUUGAAUUUUGGCAAGCCUGUGUAUGAGUGUAUUGCAGUGCUACUGCUUAACUUAGAGAAGGCUGAAUUUAGGUACACCUUGAGUAUUCCUAGCCUGAAAUCUCAAAGGUUUUGAAUGUUAAUAUUUGAUGCUGAAAAGACUUUAGACUUCAGAUUUCAGAUUUUCAAAAAAAGAAUGUUCAAUCAAUAAAAUCUACAUAAAUUUUCUAAAAUCUAAAGAAUUCCAAAAUCAGAAACACAUCUUUUCACACCCUUUCAGGUAAAGGAUAUUAAACCUAUACCUGUGAAACUACUGGAAACUUUUAAUUAUAAUUUGAAAGCCCUUCUGAUUUAAAACUGUGUUUUAAGAUUUGCGAAGCAUUCUGAACAACUGUUCUCUGAUCUGUUUUGUAGACUCAUUGUGUAUAUGUCUGUUACUUUUAAGUUAUUUGUUUUGGCCAGUUAGAGUCAUAUUGAUUAAAGAUUUUGUACACAUUAG